UGCCAAGACUCUGGAAGACACAUCAGAUUAGCUUGCAGUGUUUCUUGCCACAGGCAGAUUGAUCCAGAAUCGCUACAUCGGUGUCUUGGGUGCAAGCUUUCCAGUCAUGUCCGAAGGCAAGGCUCUCAAAGUCCGGGUGACUUUUGCUGUCAUUUUGGUUGGCAUGGCUUUACUGUUUGCAGCAGUGGUGACAGAUCACUGGGCUGUGCUGAGUCCUAAGGUGGAGAAUUACAAUGCUACCUGUGAGGCAGCUCACUUUGGGCUAUGGCGGCUCUGUACAAAACGGAUAUAUGUGCAAGAAGACGAGGUGGCCCAGGAGAAAGGCUGUGGGCCAAUAAGCCUGCCAGGAGAGCUCAACUGUUCAUACUUCACACACUUCGCCCCAGGAGAGAGCACAGAAAUAUUUGAAGUAACAACACAAAGAGAAUACAGCAUUUCUGCAGCAGCCAUUGCCAUCUUCAGUGUUGGUUUUGCCAUUAUCGGAACCAUUUGCGUCCUCUUAUCCUUUAGGAAGAAAAUGGAUUAUCUCCUGAAGCCAGCUUCUUUGUUUUACACCUUUUCAGGCCUGUGCAUUAUCAUCUCUGUGGAAGUCAUGAGGCAGUCUGUCAAAAGGAUGAUUGACAGCGAAGAGACCGUCUGGAUCGAGUACUAUUACUCCUGGUCUUUUUCCUGUGCCUGUGCUUCCUUUGUCUUCCUCUUCAUCUGUGGGAUUGCUCUGCUGCUCAUCUCUUUGCCUCGCAUGCCUCAGAACCCCUGGGAGACCUGUAUGGAUGCAGAGCCGGAGCAUUAAGCCACUCCUCCUUCUCAUAUUGCCACUUAAGCAAACUCAUACCUCUCCCCAAAGGUCAGCUCUCUCUCUCUCUAUAUAAAUAUGAUAACAGACCUCCAGAAGUCAGCGUAGGAUGACAGAAGUCUCCUUGGGCAACACCUGCUGAUGAAAUACAAGAGGAGUUUAAUACAAAGUGUGGUCUAUUUUAUUUUUUAAAAUUUAAGAAGUGUUAAAGUGACUUGUGUUGGCCGCAUUUACCAAUAACUCUGCUCUGCUGCCCUUCCAGAUUGUAAUACAGCCCCUUGAAUAUAGUUCUGGAAAGGAUUUAUAAUUUAGUUGAAUGGGAAUGUGCAGGUAAGAGAGAGAGAAGAGGUUUUCCAAAGGGGAGGCCCAACCCCUAUUUGGUAAGAAAUGGAAGUGGGAAGCAAGAGCUCUAAGCCAUUUUCUCAUCAAUUUGUAAACCAUUUUCUCCAUCAGUCCCACUGGAGGGAGCAUUGAAGUCUUAAUUCAUAAAUGACUGUAAAUAAUGUUUCAACCAAAUUGUGGAAUGUCUGACAUCAUUAAGCACAUUUUAAUAAUUAAAAAAAGAUUUUGGAUGAACAACCUUUA
Molecule: messenger RNA, 1378 nt
Organism: Hemicordylus capensis (graceful crag lizard)
Lineage: Eukaryota; Metazoa; Chordata; Lepidosauria; Squamata; Cordylidae
Gene: CACNG1
Product: calcium voltage-gated channel auxiliary subunit gamma 1
Exons: 4
Coding region: 107-790 (227 amino acids)
Biological process (GO): regulation of calcium ion transmembrane transport via high voltage-gated calcium channel; calcium ion transmembrane transport
Cellular component (GO): membrane; L-type voltage-gated calcium channel complex
Molecular function (GO): voltage-gated calcium channel activity; calcium channel regulator activity
Source: RefSeq, a predicted model, not a curated record